This is a messenger RNA of Protopolystoma xenopodis, 510 nucleotides long. Lineage: Eukaryota; Metazoa; Platyhelminthes; Monogenea; Polystomatidea; Polystomatidae. The record is from the annotation of a GenBank genome assembly.
AUGUGUCCCCGUGGCUACGGAGUCUCGAACAUUGCCUUUCGGCGUCUAGGGCCGGGCAAACUUGAUUGUAAACUUGCAAGAACGCCCGGUUGUCAGAUUCGCGUGGAGCCGGCCCUCUUCGAAUGGCUCGCUUGGUACACCGGCCGGAGACCCAACUUUCUGACGCCGGCCGAGCUCUGCUCUCACGGCUAUCCGGUAGACACGAACUACCGACCUGUGGGCACCUUCUCUGCCUCCGUUGCCACAUCAUUGUCCUCUUCUUAUGCCGUCGUGCCUCGUGUCCGCGACGCAGGCCUUCCGUCGUCCGCCGUCGAGACGUCCACCAUUUUGGUGUCUCCUCAUGAGACCAUCUGCCAAUACUACGAGCGCACGGAACAGUUGGCUCACGCACUGUUGGCGGUCCACACGGAACCAGGUGCUCAGUUUGUACACAAAAGCUGCUUUCACCGAUUGCAUUUCAUCUUUUCCCUUUCUCACUCUGUCGUGCACCAUUUUCUCUUCAACCAUUAA